UGUCCCUAAAGUUACAGGAGGCCUCUAUAUAACAUCAGCAAGCUCUAUACCUUCCAUUGAAAGAGAUCAGAAACACAUACCUUAAUUUUGGUAACUCGAGUUCCAUAAGUCUGAGGCCAGGAAUGGGGACUGCCACAUGCAUAGAUAUACUGGUAGCCAUCAUUCUUCCUCCUCUCGGAGUCUUCCUAAAGUUUGGCUGCAAGGUGGAGUUUUGGCUUUGCCUUUUGCUGACACUGCUUGGCUACCUCCCAGGGAUCAUCUAUGCAAUCUAUGCCAUCACCAAAUAAACCAAUUUCAAUUUAUUCUCUCAGUGUGCAGAGCAUGAUGCGGAAUGAUGAAGAUGGUGGUGAUGCAAUGGUGGCAAAUUUAGCACCUAGUUGUCAACUUUGUGAUCUGCAUUUGUAUGAAUGUUGAUGGAUUGACAUUUGUCUUUUACUUUAAUGGUUUUGCCUGUUAAUAGUUGAUGUGAUUCUACAACUACUUGUUCCCAAUAAGACAGUUGCAUUGGAAACAUCUACUGGUUCUA
Molecule: messenger RNA, 526 nt
Organism: Zingiber officinale
Lineage: Eukaryota; Viridiplantae; Streptophyta; Magnoliopsida; Zingiberales; Zingiberaceae
Product: hydrophobic protein LTI6B
Exons: 3
Coding region: 123-287 (54 amino acids)
Cellular component (GO): membrane
Source: RefSeq, a predicted model, not a curated record